AUGGCAAGCGCGGGCGACCUCUUCGUCAACGGGCGCAUCUUCCUCCACAAUGGCGACGUCGGCCUGGACACCCAGCCCUCCUUCGCGGAGAGCAUGUUCGUCGCGGACGGCGUGAUCGAGGACAUCGGCGCCGCGGCGGACCUCACAUCCAAACACGCCCCUUCAAAUCCCACAACUCACGACCUCAAGGGCCGGACGCUCCUGCCGGGCUUCAUCGACGGACACAUGCACCUGCUCCUCCUCGGCCAGGGCCUGCGCAAGCUGUCGCUGGAGGACUGCAACUCCCUCGAAGAGAUCCGUGGGGCUAUCAAGGCCUUCGCGGCGGCGAACCCAGAGCUCCCGAGGAUCAUGUGCAAGUUGUGGACGCAGCAUGUCACGCCGGGCGGGGUGGACCGGAGUAUGCUGGAUGAUAUCGACCCAAGGCCUAUCUUCAUCGAUACCAAGGAUCUGCAUUCUACGUGGUGCAAUACGGCGGCGGUGAAGGAGCUGGGGAUCGAGAGUAUGAAGGAUCCCGUCGGUGGAAAGAUUCAUCGCGACGCAGAGGGGAAGGCGACGGGGUUACUGAGCGAGGCUGCCGUCUUGACGCUUAUCUGGCCUCAUCUGGCCCAGGUCGCACCAAAGCGGGAUAGAAUCGAAGCAAUCAAGGCGGCGGUAGAGUCGUACAAUGCCUCGGGUUACACAGGACUCAUCGAGAUGGCGAUGGACGAGCCGGCGUGGGAUGCGGUAUGUACGCUCCGCGCAGAGGAGCCCGACUUGCCGAUGAGGAUUCACGCGUACUGGCUCAUCAAGCCAUCCGAGACCGAGGAGGAAAGAUUCAAGCAGGUGGACAGGGCGAUCGAACUUCACAACGAACUCAACAAGACCACCUCGCCGGACUUGCGCAUCGUCGGUAUCAAAGUCAUCACGGACGGCAUCAUCGACGCGUGCACAGCCUACCUAUCCGAGCCCUACGCCACAGCCGGCGCGCCUCCUCCCUUCUGGAACGCAGAGGACCUCGGCCCCGUCGUGAAGAAGGCGGACUCGGCCGGCCUGCAGAUCGCGCUGCACGCGAUUGGCGACGCAGCAAUCAAGAUGGCGGUCGACGCGCUCGCGACGCACGCGACGCCGGGCCGCCGCCACCGCCUCGAGCACAUCGAGAUGUCGUCCCCCGAAGACGCGCGACGGCUGGGCGAGCUUGGGCUCACUGCCUCGGUCCAGCCAGUCCACGCGGACCCCGCGAUCCUCAAGGCGUGGCCUCGGCUCAUAGGCACCCACCGGUGCGAGAGGGCGUUCGCGUACCGCGAGUUCGCGGACCACGGGGCCCUGCUCGCACUCGGAUCCGACGGUCCCACGGCGCCCUGGGCGCCGCUGCAGAACGCCUACGUCGCGACGACGAGGAGGUCGGCCAGGGACCCGGGCUACGACGUGGUCGUGAACGAGCAUUUCAAAUUGGGCGUGUGUGAGGCCAUCACGGCUGGCGCAUUCGGCACGGCCAAGAGCGUUUUUGCAGAAGAUCGGAUCGGGAGUCUGCAGGUCGGCAAGCUGGCUGACUUUGUGGUUGCAGAUAUGGAGUGGUCGCCUCAGGGUUUGUUGAAGGGCGAGAUCAAGGCCACCUGGUUCGCGGGCAGGAGGGUUUGGGCGUCUUCAGACUACGCAUGA
Molecule: messenger RNA, 1638 nt
Organism: Colletotrichum karsti
Lineage: Eukaryota; Fungi; Ascomycota; Sordariomycetes; Glomerellales; Glomerellaceae
Product: amidohydrolase family protein
Exons: 1
Coding region: 1-1638 (545 amino acids)
Molecular function (GO): hydrolase activity, acting on carbon-nitrogen (but not peptide) bonds
Source: RefSeq, a predicted model, not a curated record